AUGAGUCAGCCCCAAAUUGCGAUAGAUCCAUAUGAUGAGAUUGUUCUUGUCUGUAGGCUUCUAUAUUAUAAUAUACCAGGUUUUCACACCAAUGUUAAAAAAUUACAUAAAGCAUGUCAAGAGGAAGGAUAUUCUUUUCGAAUACAGGAUAUUACAAAAUG
Molecule: messenger RNA, 161 nt
Organism: Funneliformis geosporum
Lineage: Eukaryota; Fungi; Glomeromycota; Glomeromycetes; Glomerales; Glomeraceae
Source: the annotation of a GenBank genome assembly